Messenger RNA from Drosophila willistoni, 1253 nucleotides. RefSeq lists its product as uncharacterized. Bases 373 to 1233 code for a protein of 286 amino acids. NCBI's taxonomy places the organism in Eukaryota, Metazoa, Arthropoda, Insecta, Diptera, Drosophilidae. The transcript is spliced from 4 exons. The record is from RefSeq and is a predicted model, not a curated record.
CGUCCGCCUCGCUGUCUGGAUGCCUGUCUGUCUGUCAGUGUAUCUUUCCAUCCGUCUUGUUGGCCUUCUUUCAUCUGCUCCAGCUCGCCUGCUUUUUUAUCCAUUGUCGUUGUCUGUAUGCCAUGUUUAUUGUAAACGUGACUGCUGCUAUAGAGCUGAAGAGCAUUCCAAACGCUAACUGACAAUUGACACAUUUGCACUUUGGCAAUUUCUUUUGCACUUCGUCCUCCCACCCAGCAUUACCUCUGCAUUCUCUGCAAUUUUCUUGCACUCUAGAAUCAUUGUCUUUCGUCUUUAAGUCUUUUGUGUGCACUUUCAGUCUCCAAUUUUGCCGUGUCGUGUUGAGAAGUGCUGGACUGCACGUACUUUGCCAUGAUUUACGCGCAUUUUGUAUUGUUUAAUUAUCGUUUAAUUGUUGCAAAGUUUUUGAUUUACGAUUUAAUUGCAACGACAAAUGCCACGCCCAAGCAAGCUGCUGCCUCUUCUGCUUCCACUUUGGCAACAACUCUCACUCUUCCUGGUGACUCCAACGCAACACGAAAUGAUUUAUUGCCAACGCCAACAUUGAUGACUAUGAUGGAACGUGCAAGGACCAUGUCAGAGGCAGAGACCUCUGCAUCAACCUCCUCCUCGACUGGUGGUUCACUGCUGUUGCAUCAAAAACGCUGGCAACACAAACUGAACCGGCCAAAACGGUAUCUCAGCUUUCCCGAGGGCUCUUCGUUUUCUGUCUCAGUCUGCUUUACUGUCGGCAUUGUGGGUAAUCCCAAUUAUGCUUACAGUAGUUUUGGCCUUAAUUGGGGUGUGGCGUAUGAUCUGCCCAAUAUAACAUUGGUAUUACAGAGCUUACAUGGCUUCUCCAAGCAUCCAGUGGCGCCAUCUGUGCUACGCAGGCGUACAAGAAGGGCUCUCUACAGCGAUAUCGAAACCAUUGUGGAUAACAUGGGCUACAAUGGGCGCGAUUGCAUCCUGCGAACUCUUUGCGAGAGUCGACAAUACUUUCAACGUACAAAAAUGAGCAUGAUUGGUGAAAUGUUGAGAUCGAUAUUCAGUCUACCUAAACAGCGAAUAUUCACCCGAGAACUACAUGAGGAUUCAGAUAUUGUGCACUAUGAUCAUGCCUAUCGGUACGCCCACAAUAAUGAUUGCGCCAACCAAUAUAACUGUCAGUUCUCACUGCUUGAAUUGGCAUUUGGCAAAUAUUCAACGCCACCGAAAAAUUAUUACGCUUAAUAAAAAUGGUUGUCAGCAUA